UAAAAGCAUGGUACUUAAACAUUCAAUUUGAGUUGCAAAGCCUUGACAUGGUCUUUGUUAUAUAAUCUUCAGGGCACUCAGCAAAGUAUGGGAGCUACACACUCAUGCACCUAGACAGUAACCGCAUUACUGACCUUCAGCUUGUUCAGAGCAAUGAAGUAGGUGGUAGUUACCACAUGGAGAAGGAGGGCCUUAAACGCUGCCUGGAUCUACUGGAUUCAAACGGUUUGGUGGUGGACUACAUUGUCACCGACCGUCAUCCACAGAUCCAGAAGUAUCUGAGGGAGCGCAGCAUCACCCACUUCUAUGAUGUGUGGCACUUUGAGAAAGGUUUGUCAAAGAAACUUGACAAAGUAGCGCAAAACAAGGACUGCGGGGUGUUGAAGAAGUGGCUGCGUAGCAUCAAAAGCCAUGUCUACUGGAGUGCAACAUCGUCAACAUCAGGGCCAGAGAAGGUAGCCAAGUGGAUGUCGAUUGUCAACCACAUCCAGAACGUGCACUUGCAUGAAAACCCUCUUUUCCCUAAGUGCCAACAUCCAGAUCGAGUGUCAAGGGAUCCAAGUAAAUGGUUUCAACCAGGGUCAAUGGCGCUCUACAAAGUGGAAAAAAUCCUGCUCAAUAAGAGAGUUGUCAAAGAUGUGGAGAAGUUGAGCCACCACUACCAAACAUCAUCCCUGGAGGCUUUCCACAGUUUGAUCCUUCGCUUCACACCCAAGAAUGUGGUUUUCCCUUUCAUGGGCAUGCUUUGCAGGUUGUACUUUGCAGCCAUGCACUACAAUAAAAAUGCAGACCGCGAGCAAGCCACAACAUCUGCAGGACAACCAGUAUUCAAGGUUGUGUUUCCCAAGUCCAGGAAGGGGGAGGUGACUGCGAGGCCAGUAAAAACAGACCCCUACAUACAAAUAUGUGGAAGAACUUAUGAGGCUGGUUUUUGAGGAGGUGUUUGACGACCCAACGCCAUUUGUUGAGGUGCUAAAACUGAUCCCCAUCCCCAAGGACCUGGCAUCGGAACAUGAGAGACCCUCAAAGGAGGAAGUGGUUGCCCGCCAUCUGUCCCGCUUUGUUCAAGGGACAGUCGGAACCGCACAUACUAUACACCCGGAUCAAGAAACUGCAGGCGUAUCCGGCGUACAAUGCAUGACGGGAUUACCACCCUAACAGUCCUUCCCAAGUAGCCCCAGCACCAGUUGACAAAGCCAAGAUAGGCAAGGUGCCUGUAGCGCCUGUAUAGACAGGAUUGGACAAUAGUGAACAUCACUCUUAUUUAUAGUGUAUAUUUGUAUUUUUUUCCUAUUAUGUAUAUUAAGAUUGUUCUAUUUAUAUAAGCGUUUCAACAUUUGAUAAAAAUAAAGACAUUGUAAUUGUGA
Messenger RNA from Perca flavescens (yellow perch), 1367 nucleotides. RefSeq lists its product as uncharacterized. The record is from RefSeq and is a predicted model, not a curated record. The coding region runs from base 105 to 935 and encodes 276 amino acids. The transcript has 6 exons. Lineage: Eukaryota; Metazoa; Chordata; Actinopteri; Perciformes; Percidae.